Tuber aestivum (summer truffle) is the source of this 760-nucleotide messenger RNA. The record is from the annotation of a GenBank genome assembly. NCBI's taxonomy places the organism in Eukaryota, Fungi, Ascomycota, Pezizomycetes, Pezizales, Tuberaceae.
AUGCUAUUCGGAAUUCCCUCUGCUAUUGCCCUCGCCCUCGCCCUUACCGGUCUUGCCUCUGCUCAGACCUGGCAAGUCGAUCAUAGCUGUGACGCUUUCAAGUGAGUCUCUUUGUCUGGAUAUUCGGUCGAGUUUGUUAUAACUGACACGUGGACAGCAUUGUUGGUGUGUAGAAGGAAUCACGAUUUAAAUCUCGAGGAAGCUCAGAAAGGGCUAAUAUUGCUAUAGAGACUUGUAUUUCCCAGUACGGUCCCCGCGCGAAGGCCUGCCGUAAGUCUAUGCAACUUUAUACCCGAACCUAUCUAGACAAACCCUAACCCGAAUGUGCAGCCCCCAAUGAGUACUCCUGUAUGUGCAUUGAGUACACGAACCUUUUGACCUGCUAUAACAACUGUCCAAUGGAUACCAGUAGGUUUCCUGCGAUUUCUCAUGUCCCUAUACCAUUCAAGUAUGAUGUCUGACGUGGAUAGACUCGUCUGGUAUUAAGAGCAGUGUUACCUCCUUCUGCAAUGCAGCAGCGGCAGCUUCUUCUGCGUCUUCCAUGACAAACACCGCCAAGCCGACUUCUGGUGCGGGUAGUUCCACUGUGGCCUCUUCGGCACCCACCGGUUCUGGAUCUCCGACUACCACCGGGGCCCCGUCCUCCUCCGGCUCGUCGUCCUCUGGUUCUAGUUCCCCCAACGCCGCCCUUGCCCUCACACCGGCUGGUACCUAUGGCGCCUUGGCUGGUGUUAUGGCAAUCGCUGGUAUCUUCUUGUAG